Molecule: messenger RNA, 2218 nt
Organism: Medicago truncatula (barrel medic)
Lineage: Eukaryota; Viridiplantae; Streptophyta; Magnoliopsida; Fabales; Fabaceae
Product: cytokinin hydroxylase
Exons: 5
Coding region: 290-1825 (511 amino acids)
Molecular function (GO): oxidoreductase activity, acting on paired donors, with incorporation or reduction of molecular oxygen; iron ion binding; monooxygenase activity
Source: RefSeq, a predicted model, not a curated record
CAUUUCUAUGUAUGUACACACACUACACCCUCCUUUGUCUUCAAAGCUAUGAGUAAUGAUGAAUCACAAACACUUUCUUAAAACCACUAAACAAAAUUUAAUAACUCAACUCAGCCACAGUGUGUGUAUAUAAAAAUGAAGGAAUAGUCACAGAUCAAAUUCCCACUAUAUAAGUUGAGUCACACAUCAUAUUCCCAUCUCAUAUCACUACUCUAACUUCCUAUAAUCUCAAAUUCACUUCUCAUCAUCCCAAAAUAUAUAUUGGCACCACAAAAAAAAAAUCAUCUCCAUGAUGGUGGUUCUUAAUAUACUUUUGUUCAUACUAGUGACUUUUCUAUUUAAACUCUUGUAUGAAAACCUAUCAUGUUACUUCCUCACUCCACUGCGCAUCAAGAAAAUCAUGGAGAUGCAAGGUGUUCGGGGCCCGAGACCUAGCUUCUUCACCGGGAACAUCCUCGACAUGGCUUCCCUUGUUUCCAAAUCAACCUCACAAGACAUGAAAACUAUAAGCCAUGACAUUGUCGGUCGCCUUCUUCCUCAUUUUCUUCUCUGGUCGUCCCAAUUCGGAAAGAGGUAUAUAUAUUGGAAUGGUCCAGAGCCAAGGUUGUGUUUGACAGAAACUGAAUUGAUAAAAGAGUUUCUUUCAAAAUACAGUACAGUAUCUGGGAAAUCAUGGUUACAAAAACAGGGUUCAAAACAUUUCAUUGGAGAAGGAGUAUUGAUGGCAAAUGGUGAAAAUUGGUAUCACCAACGUCACAUUGUUGCCCCUGCAUUCAUGGGGAACAGGCUUAAGAGCUAUGCAGGGCAUAUGGUGGAAUGUACUAAAGAGAUGUUAGAAUCACUGCAAAAAGGGUUGGAGUGUGGACAAAGUGAGGUGGAGAUUGGUGAGUACAUGGCUAAACUUACUGCAGAUAUUAUCUCUAGAACUGAGUUUGGUGCAAGCUACCAAAAGGGAAGGAAAAUAUUCCAUCUCCUCACAGUUCUCCAGACUCUUUGUGCUCAAGCAAGUCGCCACCUUUGCUUUCCUGGCAGCAGGUUUUUUCCAAGCAAGUACAAUAGAGAAAUAAAGUCAUUGAAGAUGGAAGUGGAGAGAUUAUUAAUGGAAAUAAUACAAAGCAGAAAAGAUUGUGUUGAGAUUGGAAGAAGCAAUUCUUAUGGGAAUGAUUUAUUGGGUAUACUAUUGAAUGAGAUGCAAAAGAAGGAAACUAGUUUAAAUUUGCAAUUAGUGAUGGAUGAAUGCAAAACAUUUUUCUUUUCUGGUCAUGAAACAACAGCGCUUUUACUCACUUGGACAGUUAUGUUACUAGCAAGUAAUCCAUCUUGGCAAGAAAAAGUUAGAGAUGAGGUUAAAAGGGUAUGCAAUGGAGGAAUUCCCUCUUUGGAUAAACUCUCCAAGCUCAGUAUGUUACAUAUGGUAAUCAACGAGUCAUUGAGGCUCUAUCCUCCAGCAUCUGUGCUCCCUAGAAUGGCCUUUGAAGACAUAAUAUUGGGUGACCUUUACAUCCCUAAAGGGUUAUCAAUUUGGAUUCCUGUGUUGGCAAUUCAUCAUAGUGAAAAACUAUGGGGUAAAGAUGCAAAUGAAUUCAAUCCAGAGAGGUUUACUUCAAAAUCAUUCAUUCCUGGCCGUUUUUUACCAUUUGCUUUUGGCCCAAGAAAUUGUGUUGGACAAACAUUUGCCUUAAUGGAAGCUAAAAUUAUAUUAGCCAUGUUAAUCUCUCGAUUUAGCUUCACAAUUUCAGAUAAUUACCGUCACGCACCCGUGGUUGUGCUCACAAUUAAGCCCAAGCAUGGGGUUCAAAUUUGUUUGAAGCCUUUGGAGACAUGAUAUGGGACGUAGCCAAUUUUUGAGUCGUGACGCAGAUGGAUCAACUUCAAUCGAUCAAUAAAUAGUUGUGUUAGUGUAUUCAGUUAAUCUAAGGUACUAAAAAGUCGUCUCAUAUGACCCGCGUCAAUGAUCUUAAUUGUUUGAUUUUUAUCAACAAUCGAGAUCAUAAACGACAAUAAAUCUUUAGUUAUUGCUUCAAAUUUAAAUCCGGAAAAUUAGGCUUUUUAGUUUAUAAUUGAGGGAGAGGAGUCUUUUUUGUUUUUGGUCUUUUUAUGAUGCGGAGAGUGAGUUGUGACAAUCUUGACCAUGAUGAGCAUUCUUGUAACUUUUUAUUUUAUUUGCAACUUGUUUUGCAAUGAAGAAAUGGAAAUGAAACAAUGAUUGCAAGGAUUA